Molecule: messenger RNA, 1610 nt
Organism: Homarus americanus (American lobster)
Lineage: Eukaryota; Metazoa; Arthropoda; Malacostraca; Decapoda; Nephropidae
Product: translation initiation factor IF-2-like
Exons: 1
Source: RefSeq, a predicted model, not a curated record
GAUAAGCGAGGCUACGGCCUUCAUGGCGGCCUCAGCCACUCCAUACUACAGCAGAUAGCUUCACAUUCUGGUGGUGGCGACAGUCUCGGAAGUCUCCAGCUGUUACUGGGUGGCCACCAGGCGGCACAUCAAAGGGGCCACUCAGCUGCCGACCUGGCUAGCCGGGCCGCGGGCCAGGCGACAGCUGCAGCAGAGUCACAAGCGGAAGCAGCCUACAAGGCAGCACAGGAAGCAUCGCGGAAAGUGGCAGCGAAGGCGUCGAGUGCAGCACAACAAGCUCAGGCAGCAGCAGCAGCCAAAUACUCCCAAGCAGCACAGCUCACCCAGGCUGCUCAACUAGCGCAAGCAAUCGUCUUCAAGGAAGCUGCCCAGGCUGCUCAAACUAAACGCACUGUAAAAGCAGCUGAAUCGAUUCAGCUAUUGGCGCUGUCACAAAUAGCUAUCCUGCAGCAGGCACUAGGGGCGGCCGAGGCUCAGGCAGCAGUGGCGCAGCAGGUGUUGACCUCCGCCACUGAGGCUUACUAUCAGCAGAGUACCACACUCAGCCAGGCACAAGCCGUAUCUAAUAAAAUUUUGCAAAAACAGAAUAUUGCUGUAUCACAGCUAGCGAGAACCCAGGGUGCGGCCCAGCAGGCACAGGCCGCCGCCACCAAGGCUUUAUAUAAGGCUCACCCGGCUCGUGGCCAGUCACCUCUCUACACCAAACACUGACUGCCACAAUGUUGAUAGCACGCACACUCUCACACAACAGUAACAUAACUCGCAGCUGGUUGAAAACCAUGACAACUUCAAGUGAUGGCAGAGAGAGUUCUUUUACUCAAGGAUGAAAUAUAUUCCUUCGUAACACAUGAUGACCUUCACCGUACACACACUUUACUCUUACUGUUAAUACUAAUGAAAGGACCAUUGUAAAAACCUGCCACCCCAGCCUCACCUAUGAUCACUGCUACUACACAACACCACCACUACGUCACAACACCACCACUACAGCUCGACACAUCUUCAUCAUUUUAAAACAGGUACUUCACCACUUACUGUAUCCAUGACAACAAAAAGAGUUGCAAGUCAGAUUAUAAGCAGAGAGGCAUCAUAUCAGACGAACCGUAUCUUCAAUGAAUAAGUUCUGAAUCAACGACAACUAGUGGAUUAAGAAUAUAUCAAUGCAGUUCAAGGAGCGUCAGGUUUAUUUAUAGCAAAUCAAACUAUUUAAAUUCAUAUAUAUAUAUUAUAGACUAUAUAUAGAUGCAACUGUGGAAGCUGUUGGUCGAUAUUUGGGUUCAAAUUUCGGCCGAGUUCAACGCCAUUGUGAUUUAAGUGGCCGCAAGGUGAAGCGUCAGACUCGGGGUCUAAUCAACACAAGUUUACAAUGCAACGUUUGCUCAAUGAAGAAAGCUGCCAAUAACAAUAGGAUUUCCAACUGCAUUCCUGAAAUAUAAUGAAGAUAAUGUUCUUAGUACAUGUAUAUUGGCUACAGUAUACCAUGCUAGUCAAUUGUCGCAUUGUGAAUGUCGAGUUUUGCCAGAAGCCCAGAUGCCAAGAGUCGCCACAGCUACCACAUGCCACUCCUGUAUAUAAUUCCAUUAUUUAAUAAAUAACUUAUGUUUCUUGAA